Molecule: messenger RNA, 975 nt
Organism: Eucalyptus grandis
Lineage: Eukaryota; Viridiplantae; Streptophyta; Magnoliopsida; Myrtales; Myrtaceae
Product: probable LRR receptor-like serine/threonine-protein kinase At4g29180
Exons: 7
Coding region: 1-975 (324 amino acids)
Biological process (GO): protein phosphorylation
Molecular function (GO): protein kinase activity; ATP binding
Source: RefSeq, a predicted model, not a curated record
AUGACGAGGAACUUCGGAACAGUUCUGGUUGAAGGAGGAUCUGGAAACGUAUAUUUCGGAACACUAGAGGAUGGCAGCGAAGUUGCUGUGAAGGUUUUCUUUUGCUUCUCAAUAAGAGGGUCCACGGAAUUCCAAGCCAAGGCAAAAAACCUCAGGGCUGUCGACCAUGAAAAUUUGGUUCCUCUGCUUGGAUAUUGUGAUGGCACCAAAACCAAGGCGCUAAUAUAUGAAUUCAUGGAUGGUGGAAAUCUGCGACAAAACUUAUCAGGCGACAGGGCAAAUUUCUGGACUUGGAGUAAGAGACUUCAAAUUGCCUUGGAUGUAGCACAAGGUUUGGAUUAUCUUCAUCAUGGUUGCUAUCCACCCAUCAUCCAUGGAGACUUGAGUGCUGCAAAUAUCUGGUUGAAUGAGAAAAUGCAAGCUAAAAUAGCUGACUUCGGUAUCUCAGCUUUUGAACCUCGAGCUCUUGAUUCUUAUCCAACUUGUCCUCUGGGCACUCCAGGAUACUUCGACCCUGAGUUUUAUCCAUAUUCAAGGUCUGACAGAAAAAGUGAUGUUUAUAGUUUCGGAAUCAUACUCUUUGAGCUAAUUACAGGACAACCGGCGGUGAUUAUGGAUCCAAGUUUACAAGGAAAGUUCAACAUUGACUCGGCUUGGAAAGUGGUAGAGAUUGCAAAGUCUUGUACACGACCAACUGGAGUAGAAAGGCCGGACAUAACUCAGAAUAUCAGAGCACAGCCAACUCAGAGAGAAUACUCUGCACAAUCUGGUGUUGCUGCUGUGAAAAAGAUCAGAGGAAGUGAAGCACGCAAGUCAGUGACAUUGCCAGCCACGUGUCUGCAUAAUGUUCAGAAUCAAUUGACUGGGAAAGCCACGAAGUCGGUGAUGAAGAUUUCAAACUCCACGUGCUCAACUCAGAAAGAAGAUCCUUUGCUGAAGAACAGUUAUUCAGUUUUAGCUUGUGUAACAGAUUAA